This is a messenger RNA of Rotaria sp. Silwood2, 426 nucleotides long. NCBI's taxonomy places the organism in Eukaryota, Metazoa, Rotifera, Eurotatoria, Philodinida, Philodinidae. The record is from the annotation of a GenBank genome assembly.
AUGAUUUCACAAUUGUUAUUACCAUUUCAAAAUAUUUUUAUGUAUGUUUUAACUGGUAAAUCAUUAUUAGAACGAAUUAUUGCAAAUCGUAAAUUACCAUUUCCAUUACGUGUUUAUCAAAUUAAAAAUUCAAUUAAUUUUACAUCAACAAAAAAUCUUAAUUAUGAAAUUCAACAAGCAAAAAUUGAGAAAAAGAAAUCUUUAGUAUAUGAUCAAUUAUAUACUGUUAUACAUAAAUUAGAAUUAUAUCAACAAUUAAUUAAACAAAUAGAUGAUAUAAGAAACAUAAAAGUAACAUCAACUGAAACUGAACAUCUUGAAUUAUUUGAAAAAAUAUGGUCACGUCUUGUUAUUCAAUCACAUAAUGAUCAUGAACAAAUGAAUAUGAUAUCAAAGCGUUGGACUAAAAUUGGUUUUCAAGUAUAA